This is a messenger RNA of Cynara cardunculus var. scolymus (artichoke), 1788 nucleotides long. Its product is annotated as pectinesterase-like. Gene Ontology annotation, molecular function: pectinesterase inhibitor activity; pectinesterase activity. The transcript is spliced from 2 exons. NCBI's taxonomy places the organism in Eukaryota, Viridiplantae, Streptophyta, Magnoliopsida, Asterales, Asteraceae. The record is from RefSeq and is a predicted model, not a curated record. Gene Ontology annotation, biological process: cell wall modification. Bases 1 to 1788 code for a protein of 595 amino acids.
AUGGCCAAUAAAAAUGGAUUAGUGCUUUCCUCUGUAGCCCUAAUCCUGUUGGUGGCUUGUGCACUUGGCAUCAUUGCCGCCAUGCAUUUCAAAUCUGUCCAACAAGAGGAGCAGGAGGAGGACGAUGAAACCACCACCUCCGUCAAAGCCGUCACCGUCGUUUGUCAGCCAACCCAAUACAAAGAUGCUUGCCAAAGGACCCUUGCCCCCCUUGCUAACCAUUCCAAAGCCACCCCUAAAGACUAUCUUUUGGCUUCCAUUCGCUCUGCUAAACUCGAGGUCCACAAAGUCUUGCAAGCUGCUGCUAAUUCUAGUGAUAACAUCCCUCCCCAAGACCGUGCCCGUAUCCACGAGUGCACGAAAUUAUUGUCUUUUGCCAUCCAAGAUCUUGAGUCCACUGUCAUUACCAUGGAAACCAAGAACCGAACCCUUGGGGAUCACAUAAAGGAUCUCCGCAACCGGCUAACUGCUGUUUAUAGCUUCCAAUCCCAAUGCAAAGCCACCAUUAACAAGUCAGGCCAUAAAUACAAGUCUCUUAUUUUGGAGUUUAUGCUAAAUUCCACCCAACUUAGUGAUAAUGCAUUGGCCAUUGCUUCUGGGUUCUCCGAGAUCAUUAAGGAACUUAACAUCGACCAAUUCGCUUUCAGCCUUGAUGAUCUCAACCUCCAGUACUCCCGAAGACUUCUUCAAUCCCAAGACGGUACUACUAGUCUUCCCACAUUGUUACCUGCCAGGGAUAGUAGAAGACCAGGAUCGGCACCGGCACCGGCACCAGGACCAGGACCAGAAGCAAAACCAGACAUAGUGGUUGCCAAGGAUGGAAGUGGACGAUUCAUGACUAUUGGAGAAGCAGUGGCAACAUACAAGACGCCACUUCCACCUGGGAAGCAGAGGUACAUAAUCUAUGUAAAGGCCGGGGAGUAUAACGAGCAAGUCGUAAUACAAAGACACCAAGAGAACGUAUACAUAUUUGGAGAUGGCGAUGGAACGAUUGUGACGUGUGAUAAAAGUGCAGUAAAGCAUAAACUGGAGACGCCUUAUACUGCCACAUUUGAUAGGUUCAUUGCGGCAGAAGGUAAAGGAUUCAUGGCAAAAUCGAUGACAUUCAGGAACACAGCAGGUCCAGAGGGUGAACAGGCAGUAGCCCUGAGAGUACAAUCAGAAGGCGCAGUGAUAUACUUAUGCAAGAUUGAAGGAUACCUGGAUACCUUAUUAUGCCAAAAUUAUCGUCAAUUCUAUAGGGAAUGUGUCAUCACAGGGACGAUUGAUUUCAUAUUUGGAGAGGGAUCAGCGGUGAUCCAGAAGAGUGAGAUAGUGGUGAGAAAGCCGAAGGCGAGCCAAAACAAUUUGGUGAUUGUGGCAGAUGGUAACGAGAAACCCUACCAAAUAGGUGGAUUGGUUCUUCACAAUUGUACGGUUCGGUUGGAUAAGGAUAUGGAAAUGGAAGUGGAUAAGGGAAAAUACAACAUAUACUUGGGGAGGCCAUGGAUGCCAUCAUCAACAUCAGCUAUCAUGGAGAGUGACUUGGGUGGGUUUCUGAAACCAGAAGGGUAUGUGCCAUGGCCACAAGCACAAAAUGAGAAAACAUGUAGGUUUUUUGAGUAUAAUAACAGAGGAGCAGGUGCAACUUCAAACAAUAGAGUGAAAUGGAUAACACUAAAUAUUCUUACAGACCCUGCUCAGGCACAACCAUACACUGUUGCCACCUUCAUUGAUGGAAAACAAUGGCUUCAACAACAACAGAAAAAUAUUGGUGCGCCUUUCUAUCUUGGCUUCAUUCAUUCCUAA